AUGCAGACCUACUACUGCGCGGACAUAUCUCCUACCCUGGCCGAGCUUGCUCUGUCAGAGGCCAGACACUACAGGGAGAUAGGAAAAACCAAGACUGCAUUGAGCCGUUAUGACACUUACAUCUGGUUGCAGCGUCGUUUUUUGAACCAGUCGACGGAUGAUCAUGAACAGAAAGACAUAUCAAAGGCCAUCCGACAAGCCAAGACUGAACGAGACGCCAUUCGAUCAAGGAGGGUUCCUGUGCACACAGGUCCUCUUCGCUCUUUCAAGUAUUGUAAUUGGUCUCUUGAAGGAACCCACCGUCAACGGCUCUAUACACCUGCAGCCACGGGUCUUUACAUGACCAUGCACCUGGUGGGCCCUACUAGCGUGGAGAAGAAGCGCUACCUUCAAGACUUUACUGACACACUUCCAUGUCAACACCUUUACACGGCUCCAAGUUCUGCGUGGGGCGCACGUUCGCUAUUUACUAGUAGUGGCUUGACAAGCUUGAAGCCCAUGGACGCCGUUGUUGGCGGUCAAUACAGGCCAGAGGUGGUUCACACAAGCCUGAUAGAAAACGAAACUGGACUAAAGGAUGCAUGCCAUUCCACCAUUUGA
Messenger RNA from Giardia duodenalis, 600 nucleotides. RefSeq lists its product as uncharacterized. NCBI's taxonomy places the organism in Eukaryota, Fornicata, Diplomonadida, Hexamitidae. The transcript has a single exon. The record is from RefSeq and is a predicted model, not a curated record. Bases 1 to 600 code for a protein of 199 amino acids.